This is a messenger RNA of Fusarium keratoplasticum, 1239 nucleotides long. RefSeq lists its product as uncharacterized. Gene Ontology annotation, biological process: maturation of 5.8S rRNA; maturation of LSU-rRNA. Gene Ontology annotation, molecular function: rRNA primary transcript binding. NCBI's taxonomy places the organism in Eukaryota, Fungi, Ascomycota, Sordariomycetes, Hypocreales, Nectriaceae. The transcript has a single exon. Bases 1 to 1239 code for a protein of 412 amino acids. Gene Ontology annotation, cellular component: preribosome, large subunit precursor; nucleolus. The record is from RefSeq and is a predicted model, not a curated record.
AUGGGUUUCACAAAGCCGCCGGUGCAGGCGCUCAAGUCUGCCAACAAGAUCAAGCGAAGAGAGCUCUUCGUCCAGCACAAGAAGCACAGGGACAAGGAGAGGCACGAGGAGCGGCACCGUCGCAGGAGGGAGGAGGCCAAGGAUCCCGAGCUCAAGGCCGCCCGUCUGGCCAAGCGCAAGCCCGUCACGAUCGACCAGAAGCGAGUGUGGGAUGAUGUCGAUGAUGAUAGCCUCGGCGCGCAGGUGGAUCUGGAGAAGCUGAAGCGCCGGCGCAUCGAGGAGGCCGAGGCGGUGGAGCAGGCUGCUCACGAGGCCGAGAUGCAGGAGGAUGAUGACGACGACGAUGUUGACAGCAUGCUGGCUUCGGAUGAAGAGAUGGAUGAGGAGCGUCAAGCUGCCCUGGAGAAGAAGCGCGAGAAACGAGCGAGACGAGACAACAGCAUCGCCCCGUCUACAACAAGCACCAACCUCGAUUUGACGCCGUCAUCACUCGCCCUCAAGUUCCCCUCUCUCUUCACCGAUAUCCCCGCUCCCGAGCCUAAGAUCCUCAUCACCACAUCCCUCAACUCGACCAUCCACGAAGAGGCCCAUCUCCUCUGUGGCCUCUUCCCCAACAGCAACUACAUCCCCCGGUCCGCCCACCGGUACGGCCACAAGUACUCCCUCCGCGAGAUCUGCAAGUACGCCUCGAACCGCGAGUACACGGCCGUGGUCCUCCUCAAGGAGGACUCCAAGAAGCCCACAGGUCUUUCAGUCGUGCACCUCCCCACAGGCCCAACCUUUCACUUCUCCAUCACCAACUGGAUCGAGGGCAAGAAGCUCCCCGGCCACGGAAACCCUACCAACCACUACCCCGAGCUUCUCCUCAACAACUUCAAGACGCCACUGGGUCUUUUGACGGCCAAGCUUUUCCAGACUAUGUUCCCCCCUAGGCCAGAGUUCCAAGGCCGCCAGGUCGUCACCCUGCACAACCAGCGAGACUACAUCUUUGUGCGGAGGCAUCGUUAUGUCUUCCGAGAUAAGCGACAGACCGAGAAGAGCAUCGUCGGCGCAGAUGGAAAGGAGAUCAAGGGUGUUGAGAACAUCCGCGCCGGCUUGCAAGAGCUAGGCCCUCGAUUCACGCUCAAGCUGAGGAGAGUCGACAAGGGUAUUGGACGAGCAGGUAGUGAGGGCGACGAUGCGACGCAGUGGGAGUGGAAGGCCAAGAUGGAGAAGGAUCGCAAGAGAUUCAACCUUUAA